GGACCCUUAAUGUGGCCAUGAAAGAGUAUUUUAUUCAGAUUCAAGUGCUGGAAAGUUGCGCAAGGCGGCCGUUGGCGUUCACUUCAGUGUGAUGAUAAACAGCUGAUUUUGAUUUUGAUUCUUGCAUGGUAACUCGAUUGUUCCUGACAGAAACAGUGCUAUAUAUCACAGGUGACAUUCUGAAGCUACCUGAAAUAUACGGAAAACAUUAUUGGUAGUGGAUAUUGUAAAUAAGUAGGAAACCUUGACAUUAUACUUUCUCAAAAUUAUGAAACCCAAGUGAAAAGUGGCAGGAGGUACGAGGGUAUUUGCACAACAAAUUGUGCUGCCUAGUAAUCAAGUCUGCAUCCUCAAUUUUGUGAGCCAACUCACUAGCCAAUAAAUUACAGACACCAAUGAUACACCUUUGUAGGGUUACUAGAGAGAGCUACCGGGAUGGACCCUCUCUUCCUUAACCUUGGACUGUCACAGCAGGCAGCAGCAGUGGCUCCAGCAUCUACUCCACCUGUGACGAAUCAAGUUAAUGGCCUGCCACAAGAGUCAAAACUAGCCACAUAUAUAAGUAAUCGUCAACAGCUGGCAACAUCAACACCACAGCAGGAGCAGCAGCAGCAACAACAACAACAAUCUCUCACCAAUAGUGUAGCUGCCUUGAGCCUUGAUGGUGUUGGUACAAGGAAAGUUAGUGUGCCAUCAGUGAGCAGCAUAGCAGAGUUUGUCCCAGGGUCAGGUGGAAGUGGGGGUCUUGCCCAUUCAUCUUCCACCCCAUCCUUCCACUCCUUCUCAGGCCUUGGCUCACCCAGCCUCUCCACUCCAUCCUCCUUGGGUUUUACUCCCAUGACACGGUCCUCGCCGGCAGCAACAGUAGCGUCCCCGCAGCGACCGAUAUCACCUCAGGACUCCCCUAGUAGAGGACGAAUUUCCCCGCAAAGUGGUGGCGGAGAGGAGAACAGCAAUGCUUCCAAUUUGUCCACCUACCAGGAAAAUGUAGGAGGAACAACUUAUUUUUUCACUGCCCAAGACCAGCCAUCUUUUGGAGCCACUGGUGCCACAGCAUCUCCUGCUCCAUUCACAACUGGUCCCCAGCCAACUUUGGUGUUCCCACCUUAUCAUAUUUUGCCGCCCACACCUGCCCAUGUCCACCACUUAAGGGCACCCAACAAUACUCCACACUUCUUCAUGGGUGAUGAUUUGCGGCAUGAAAUAUUAGAAAGGCAUGCAUUGGCUUUGGCACAUGUUGACCCAGAACAGUUCCCUGAUUUGCCACAGGAGAUUGAUAUGUACCAUGAGCUGGUGCCAUUGGAACCUCAACAUGGUGUAAACAAAUCCUCAAUAUUUGGUUAUGCCACCUCUGUGUAUAAGGCAACCAACAUCAAGACUGGUCUACAUUACUGCCUUUAUCGUAUACAUGGAUACCGGCUAAGCAACGUAAAGGUCACUCAGCUAGUAGAUCUGUGGAAAAAAUUGCAACAUUCCAGUGUGACUCAGUUGAGAGAAGUCUUCACCACCAAGGCCUUCAAUGACAAUUCCAUUGUGUUCGUUUAUGACUAUCAUGCUGGAGCAGAGACUCUGGCUGCCCGACACUUCUCCUCUGCGAAUGCCCUAACUGCAAAUGGAUGGGAAGGAAUAGCCAGCUCUCCUGGGGGAAAUGGGGGUAGCACCUCUCAUGACCCCCCUACACGGGGUAUUCACAAAAGCCACCAGCAUAAUUCAGGCAGUAGUCUUCUGCCUGAAUCUACUUUAUGGAACUACAUCAUCCAGCUGACGGGGGCCUUGCGGACGAUUCACACACAGGGUCUUGCUUGCCGUACAUUAGACCCCACAAAAAUCCUCCUCACAGACAACAAGGCGAGAAUUAGGGUCAAUUGCUGUGGAAUUCAUGAUGUGCUGAAUUUUGAUCCCAAUGCUGCCAAAUCCCUUGCUAACAUGCCACAGUAUCAGCAAGAAGACUUGGUAAAUUUGGGUAAGCUUAUGGUAGCCCUCGCAUGCAAUUCGGUGCUAGCCUUACAACGAGACAAUAUCCAAACUGCCCUUGAGCUAAUCAAUCGCUCCUAUUCACGUGACUUAGCGAUGCUGGUGGUCUGUCUUCUAACCUCUCAGCGCAUCAAGAGUAUAAAUGAUGUUAUGCCAAUGAUAGGAGCAAGGUUCUAUACGGCACUAGAAACAGCCACACAGAGAGCUGACACAUAUGAAUCUGAGAUCUCAAAAGAAGUUCACAACGGGCGGCUUUUCCGUCUCCUUACGAAGCUAAACACCAUUGUUGAUCGACCACAACUCCACCUUGAUACAUCUUGGAGUGAAACAGGAGACCGAUACAUGCUGAAGCUCUUCAGAGAUUAUGUGUUUCAUCAGGUUACAGAUGAUGGAAGACCAUGGUUAGAUUUGGCACAUGUAAUAGCAGUGUUAAAUAAAUUGGAUGCUGGUUCCCCAGACAAGAUAUGUCUAAUGUCCCAUGAUGAGCAGAACAUACUGGUUACAUCAUACGCAGAACUGAAGCGGUGCUUUGAGAGGUCUUUUGCUGAACUACUUCAAGCUGCCUCAUCUCACAAGACCACAAUGUCCUAGCAAUGUCUUAUUUGCUUGUGGUUGCUUCCCCAUUCACUGUUGCAUUAGAAGUGAAGGGGAUCAAUUAAUAUUUCAUCUGUUGUUAUGGUUUGGAGAUACCAAGCCUUAUACAAGCUACCACUGGACACACAAUAAGUAUGCAGUUGUGAACAUGGUAAGCUUAGUGAUCAUGGUCCUUGGACCACUCGCCCAAUAUUGGUCUCUCCAUUAGAGGCAUUAUAUUGAAAUUUCAAUAAUACUGUCCAAUUUUCAUAAUCACAGAUGAUGUCAUGUGAAUUCCAGUUACUGUGUUUCACCAGGAAGGUAAGCCACCCAUCAUCUUCACCAUGUCACUUCACCAAGUUUAAGGUUCUGGUAUGUUGUUCAUCUUGUGAUGGAUGAACAAGUUGGUUUGUAGUAUCUACAAGUGACACAUGAUGAUUCCUGUUAGUGGAGUAUCUGUUUUUAAAAAAAAAAUGUUAACAUGUACACCACAGUGGUGUCAGGUUACCACAGGUAAUUAAACUCUUGUUAAUUUGGCUUUUAGUUAUUGGCAGCUGAUUUCACCUAGAGAAGUUCUGCAUAUAAACAAGUACGUACGAUACUAAUAGUAAAAGCUAAGAAAUAUAGAUUAAACACGUUUAACAUAAAAGGCAAAAUAAUUUGUAAAUAGGUGGUAUAUCAGCAAAAGGAGAAGGGGGAUAGUUGGGAUAUAUUAUUAUGAUUAUUGGUGAGAUGAGUUUACCUACAAUAUUUUUAAUACACAUAAGCCUCAGUGUCAAUGAGUCAUAUUCAUUUGAGUAUGUCUGAGAUUGCUGUUUUUAUGUAAGAAAUCAUUUAGUAUUUAAAAGAACCAAGCGAUUGAAAAAUACUUAAUUGUUUUUAUGAAAAGUGGGGGAAAUGUUUGAAAAAACUGUGAAGUAGAUAAUGCCAGUUGAAAAGCAAAAGAAUUGAUGUUUGCAUUUUCUGUGAUAGGUGUGGACCUGGACUGCCUACAGUGGCAAAUAUUUCCGAUCAAAACGACACUCUCUACUCUUGUGUUUUAUUUAUUGUGUCAGACUUUUAUAAUGAGAUACAGUGAUAUGAUGCAUCUCUUCAGUGAAAUUUACUUCACUUACACUUGACUUUGAUCCUCAGUACUGUGAUUAAUUUUGCAAUAUUGAAUAAGCAAUAGCUUGACUUUGUAUUGUACUAAAAUAUACAGGGAUUACAUACACCAACUUCUGUGAAGUGAAAGAUUUUACUGAAUAUUAUCAGUAAGAAGUUAUUGGUAACUGAGUAGCACAAAAUCAGUGUACAGUACCGUACAGGUACUUACAAAAUUGUUAAGAAAGUAAUUGAAGAUAAGAGUAAUAUAAGAAAACAUUAUAUCACCCCAAUUGUAUCAGAUGGUAACUUUAGACUAUAUUUUAUAUUGUUAGGUAUUAAAGAGUAUUACAGUAUUUAUUUUUGUGAGGCAUAGUGAAUGCUCGACAGGGUUUUAGUCAGGUCUUGGUGUGGUUAUCUGUGACUUGGACUUAUUUUUCACUUUAAAACAAAAGUUCUCAUUUACUGAUAUCAGCUUUUCAAGAAAAUUUUUAUUGAUUUAUUUUUCACAUUUCUAGUUGCUGUAUGUGGAACCAUUAAUAUUCUAUUAUACUUAACAUUUUUAUGAAUUUUAAUCAUAUUGGUUUUCCAUUCUUUAUGAUUUAUCCAAAAGAAAAGUUUCCCUUGAAUAUUACAGGAGUGAAUGGUAUUAUUAAAGAGAUCUGUCUGUCUAUGAAUGUGCAUAUAUCUCCAUAUAUUAAGUACAGUAUGUAUUUCCUUGUAGGAUGCAGCAUGGAAUUAUCAUACACCUGACAACCAACUUUAUACACACUUUAUUACGUCUAAUUAGGUUACUUCACUGCAGCCUUAACCCUUUGAGUGCAUAAUUUAAUUUUGGGCUGGUUCCCUUUGGAGUGUGAAUUAUUCAUCAAAAAAUGAAAUUAGCAUUAAAAAAAAUUUCACAACUUUUUCAAUAUCAGAUGAGGGUCUGUUUUCUACCUCUUGCACAAAAAUUACCCGAUAGUUUUUGUGUUUUCGGAAAUCUCAUAAUUUCCGUAAAAAUUUAUUAAAUUCGUCAUCCCGUAAAAUGUACAUAAUAGGAUUGAAAGAAGUCCAUACACAGCUAAUGUACUUGUUUUUUAUAAAACACCUUUUAAACAUUUGCAUUUAUUUUCUCUAAAUAAAAAUUUAUCCUUGUACAAAAUACUGAAAGCUAAAGAGCUAAUUAUUGCAGAUUUUUCUCCACAUUAUGAGUAACUAUUAAUUUUGCAAUUAUGACUUGGAAGAAAAAAAUAUGGCAACGUGAUCAUCAUAGACAGGUAUUUUAUCUAAUAUAGUACCAAAAAUAAGUAAAUGAAUAAAAUAAUAAAUAAAAAACAUAAGAACCUCUGACAAUGAUUGAUAAUCAAUAAUAACUUAAUAAAAUUCAUACAUCACGAACUGACUCAUCAAUCAAGAAAAUAAUGCACAUAAAAAACACACAAGAGUUAAAUGGUGUCAUCAGGGUUAAAGGGACCACGUGUGUCACGCAGCAGCUGAUUUCAAGGUCACUCGAGCUGUUCGCUUCUUCCCACCUUUUCAAUGCUACUGCAUUCUUAACAGAUUUAUAAAUGAAUAUAAAACUUGCAUAUUAGUAUCCGAGGGAUAAUAUUCCAUAAGUAAAUAAAAGAAUUAAAAUUCAAACCCCAUAAAUGCAAAUAGUAAACAAAACAUGUGAGUGAUAAAUGAAACACACGAGUAUUCUGAUUUUUCUUGUCACCUCAGAAGUAAAGAUUUAGCUUAUAUGUGUUAGUAUAUCAAGUGAUAAAUACUGUACUAAUGAAUACGUGUGUGAAGUAUAAUAAAUUAAACCAUCAGUACAUUAAGAGAAUUAUAGCGCUACUUUCCAUGUGGGGUGUCAGCUGAUGAACAUGUAAACAAUGAGCUGUAGUAGUGUUUCUAUCGCAUAGCAGCACACAUCCAACUGAGGCACCGAUUUUGAAAACGAGAAGAUAUUCCUACUCUUUGUACUGUGGGGAAAAGUUUUUCUGAUGCCAUGGAGUAAAUCCGCUUUUCACUCAGUGGUAAUAAAUAUUCGGGAGGAUAUAUCCACUUAUUGCACUCAAAGGGUUAAAAGCCUCAGGAUACAUGUAACACUAUCUUGAAAAAAUCAGGACACAGAUUGCUUGUAUUUUAUUAGUAUUGGGCAAGUACAGUAUUGUAGUCAAGAAUGAUGGUUCUCUUUGAUAUACUGCACAUGUAUAGGCGAGCAGAAAAUUUGAAAGAAUAUGCCAACAAUGCAGGUACCCCUCUUAUACUACAUUUUAUUUUUAUAUGCCAAUCCUAUGGCCAUACAUUUGUUUAGAAAUUCUGAGAAAUACAAAGAAUCAUAACAUUGAAUUUAAAAAGUUAACUAAUAUGUUAUCCUACAAAAGGGGGAGGGGACAGAAUCGUAUUGUCCAGUAAAACACUCCAAAAGGUGGCUGUUAUCUGGGGAUCCUGUACAGAUAUUGCCAUGAUCUGCACAUUUUUGUUCAUUGUAAGAAGCCUAAAUGUGUAGAUACCACCCAUGAAAUGUUCUUUACUCAC
Messenger RNA from Homarus americanus (American lobster), 6138 nucleotides. It is a transcript of the gene PAN3, whose product is annotated as PAN2-PAN3 deadenylation complex subunit Pan3-like. Gene Ontology annotation, molecular function: poly(A) binding; ATP binding; protein kinase activity. Gene Ontology annotation, cellular component: P-body; PAN complex. The transcript has 14 exons. Gene Ontology annotation, biological process: nuclear-transcribed mRNA poly(A) tail shortening; mRNA processing; protein phosphorylation. Bases 436 to 2565 code for a protein of 709 amino acids. The record is from RefSeq and is a predicted model, not a curated record. NCBI's taxonomy places the organism in Eukaryota, Metazoa, Arthropoda, Malacostraca, Decapoda, Nephropidae.